Molecule: messenger RNA, 1656 nt
Organism: Oldenlandia corymbosa var. corymbosa
Lineage: Eukaryota; Viridiplantae; Streptophyta; Magnoliopsida; Gentianales; Rubiaceae
Source: the annotation of a GenBank genome assembly
UGGUAAUAACAGUAAUAGUGGUGAAGGUGUCAAAGAGUGGGAUGAGAGGAACAUGGCAGAAUUUGGGUGGCAGUUUUAUCUGCCCUACGCGUGUGUACUACCUACAAACUUCCAGAUGAUACCACUACCUGAUGAUGCUUUUUUUCGGGAUUUUUUCAAAUUUUUUGGGGGUUAUUCGCCGGAAACUUCAUUAGCUUUCCUUUAAGUAAGCCAUUGCCACUCUUAAGUUGUUGCAAAUUACUACUAUCAUAGCAUACUUUAGCCGGGAGAAGCAACAAAUAGAGAAAGUUCACGAGUUUAGUUAAUUAAUCAAUUAAUUAAAAAGAGAUGGCACAAGCGACGGUGACUUCUCACGGGGAGAAAAUGAAGACGUUCAGGCUGUUGAGUGGGCGAGCGAUCCCGGCGGUGGGAAUAGGCACCUGGAAAACCGGAUCGGAAGCUGAACACGCCGUUUACUCUGCUUGUGGGGCUGGUUACCGUCACAUCGACACCGCUGCCCAGUAUGGUGUUCAACCCGAGGUAGGACGUGCGAUCAAAAGAGCUGUACAUGAAGGUGUUGAGAGGGAUUCCUUGUUCGUUACCUCCAAGCUAUGGUGCACCGACUUAAGUCCAGAGAGAGUUCGCCCCGCAUUUGAAAACACCCUUCGUGAGUUACAACUCGACUACCUUGAUCUUUUCCUGAUACAUUGGCCGUUCCGAUUGAAAGAGGGAGCAAGCAGGCCGCCUAAAGCAGGGGAAGUAAUGGAAUUCGAUAUGGAAGGGGUGUGGAGGGAAAUGGAGGAGCUGGUGAAGGAAAAGCUGGUUAAAGACAUCGGGGUUUGUAAUUUCACCAUCAAGAAGCUCAACAACUUACUGGGCUUUGCUAGAAUCAUGCCCUCUGUAUGCCAGAUGGAGAUGCACCCUGGAUGGAGGAAUGACAAAAUGCUGGAGGCUUGCAAGAACAACCGCAUCCAUGUCACCGCGUAUUCACCAUUGGGCUCACAAGGGCAUGGGAGAGAUCUGAUACACGACCCCCUAGUGGAGAAGAUAGCCAUGAAACUGAACAAGAGUCCUGGUCAAGUUCUGGUGAGGUGGGCUAUCCAGAGAGGCACCAGUACCAUCCCCAAAUCAACCCACCCCGACCGGAUUCAUGAAAACUUGCAUGUGUUCGAUUGGGAUAUUCCCCACCAGGAUUUCCAAGCUCUUUGCAGCCUUCCUGAUCAGGUCCCAAAAACUAAAAAAGAAUAAAUAAAAAAGCCGCAGCAGCAGCAUUUCAUUACAUUUGUCAUUGUAUUCUAGUACUAUAAUUGAAAUGAAAUAGUUACACAAUUUCCUUGGCUUAAUCUUCUUGAUGUGUGUAUUGGCGCAGAAGCGGGUAUUGGACGGGGAAGAGUUGUUCGUCAACAAGACUGAUGGGCCUUUCAAGAGCGAAGCAGACCUUUGGGAUCACGAGGACUAGAGAGCCCAUGUAUCCAAAUAAUUGGUUACGUCUUAUGUCUGCUAAUUUUACUAAGCCCCAAAACAUCGACGAAGAUAUCAAGUGAUGCAGAAUUUCGUUGUCUAUGCAACUAGUUUGUUUAUUUAGAACUUUUAAACAAUAGUACUUCAAAGUUACGGAACUUAUAAUGCAUUAUGCGUUGUUGGACAGAAACUUACAAUGCAUUAGUUGACGACGUU